AGUAAUACAUGCCCACAAACUUUACCAUCACGCUUCAUUUGUAAACUUCAAACGAGGGGGAAAAUUAUGGGUCGUCGUAAAAUUGAGAUUGAGUUGGUGAAAGAUCCAAACACGAGGCAAGUCACCUUUUCAAAGCGGAGAACUGGUUUAUUCAAGAAAGCAAAUGAAUUGUCAAUUUUGUGUGGAGCAGAAGUGGCCAUUGUUGUGUUCUCUCCAGGUAAUAAGCCUUACUCUUUUGGUCAUCCAGGAGUUGAUAUUGUUGCAGAAACCUAUCUCCAACAAGAGUCACAAUCAAGUGAUUCUCAAGAAUACUCCUCUUUCGAAACUCCCAAUGUGGAGAAAUUGGAGAAAUUGAAUCAGGAAUUUGUUGAAAUUAUGGCACAAAUUAAUGAAGCUGAAAAGGAAGCCAAGAGUCAUGAUCAGAUCUUGAAAGAAAAUGAUGAGAGAAAUCUUGUCGAGCUUAAAGAAUUGAGAGAUUCAUACAUAGAGCUUCAAGAUUCGGUAAAAUUACGUUUAAGUGAUCUGGAGAUAUCACAAUAUAUGAUGCUUCUUGCACAGGAUCCAGUGGUAGGAGUAAAGGCAAAAUCUGCAAGAAAGAAAAGAAGAAAUAAAAACUGAUUUUAUUUUAGGUCUCAUUUCUCUCUAUGUUUUAUUUGUGUUAGAUCUAUAUGGUAUUAUGUGUGUUAAAAUUUGAGUAUUUUCUAUCAAAAUAAAAUAGAUUUAUAUGUACUUUUGUUUCUUUUAAUUUCAGCAUUUAAAUCCGUCAUCUUUCUAUUAUAAAAUCAAUGAAUCCGAUCUUUUAAUUUUGAUA
This is a messenger RNA of Lathyrus oleraceus (garden pea), 811 nucleotides long. RefSeq names its product agamous-like MADS-box protein AGL29. Gene Ontology annotation, molecular function: protein dimerization activity; DNA-binding transcription factor activity, RNA polymerase II-specific; RNA polymerase II cis-regulatory region sequence-specific DNA binding. The record is from RefSeq and is a predicted model, not a curated record. Bases 67 to 618 code for a protein of 183 amino acids. The transcript has a single exon. NCBI's taxonomy places the organism in Eukaryota, Viridiplantae, Streptophyta, Magnoliopsida, Fabales, Fabaceae. Gene Ontology annotation, biological process: regulation of transcription by RNA polymerase II.